Molecule: messenger RNA, 1308 nt
Organism: Coprinopsis cinerea okayama7#130
Lineage: Eukaryota; Fungi; Basidiomycota; Agaricomycetes; Agaricales; Psathyrellaceae
Exons: 5
Coding region: 1-1308 (435 amino acids)
Source: RefSeq, a predicted model, not a curated record
AUGCCCAAAGCGACAUCCGAUGGCGUCGAUUUCCCCACCCUUCCUACUAUAAUCCAAGGUUAUAUUCCGGAGGAACACCAUGCAGACUUGCCCAGCGGCUUCAUGCAAACCUGGUGGGACCCUUACUACAAAAAGUAUGCGGCAUACUGGCUCUACCGUGCGGAUGUAGUUGGAGCACGAACCGUGGCACUAAAGACGAACACUGGAAGGGACUCACAGAGGUCACAUCCUUUCCAAUCUCCUCGUCAUGUAGAUAUCAGGGCCAUAGAGAAAUUCCUUACGAAGAUAGCAGACAUCGCCGAGAAGUACAUCCUCGAUAUCCAGCGCGGUGACAAGCGCGCCGCCCAAUCUCGGGCUGAAACGAUUGGGACUGAAGUCAGGCAGUUAGAAGUUUUUGAGCGACAGAGCAACCGGCGCUCACGGGCGCGAGCAAUAGAGUUAUCGUUCGUCACGAACGACGAGACGUACCAAUCUAUUGUCAAAAGGAGAAGAGUAGAGGCCAGUCUUGUCCACGCUGUCACAACUAUCCACGACUGGAACAUUGGCUUUCGACAGCGAAUCAUUCUCGACUUUGCGCGGUGGCUCGAAGAAGACGGCCAAAAACGCAUCCUUUGGGUAUACGGAGAGCCUGGCUGUGGGAAGUCUGUCAUCACAUAUUGGUUUGCCGACCAUUGUUCCCAGCUGAAGUCGUUGGCAGCCAGCUACAAGUUCACUGCUUCCUGCACCCAGCGCAUCGUUCAAGACACAUUCCUAGCCAACCUGGUAACGGACUUCGAGACAUAUAUUGGAAGUUCGUUCACAAAUGCAUUGGCCGACGUCGUGGGCGACUUCCGACCACAGGACCGAGAGGACUUCUUCCAGAGGCCCCCCAAAACACAGCUUCUUGACCUAAUCGUUCCAACCUUCAACAAGCUUCCAGAACGAGAUAAAAAGCCCCUGCUCGUAGUGCUGGAUGGAAUCGACAAAUGCGAUGAAUGGGCCGCCAAGGACGUCUUCCAUCUCAUCAAAGUCGCGAUCGAGCAUCUCCCCAUCUGCUUUUUCAUCUCCUGUCAUCAAAAUGACACGAUCGACUACUUUCUUCGAAGGAUACUCGCAGACCACGUCGAGAGGUGCGAUGUCCCAUUCAAGCCCAACCCUGACUCGAAGAAAAAUAAAACUCCCACUGCCGCCAAUUUUACGAUCCCGGAGCACUUCGACGCGGAGGACAUGAGCCCACCGAUGACUCCCCUACCAGACCUUUAUCCCGCUAGCGACGAUGAGGGCACCGUGGCACGGCUUGAGCCUUUCGGUACCAAUGGUGGACCGUGA